CACAUCGAAGCAAGGCUGCAGGGACACUAGAAGCCAGCAACUAAGCCCUGAAACUGCAGCUCCUGGACUACUAGGCCACAAUUCGUCCAGGGGUUGUUCCAAUCUAUAGCCACAGUACCGACCGCACUGCCGACCACACCGGCGGUCGGCCGUGCGACAGCAUGCCCCAGGGUUUUUGCCACAAGUGCUCUGAGGACGUGGACUGCGAAGCCACCGAGACGGGUGACUUCCGCUGUUUGAGCUGCAACAGCUCGGGCUAUGUGGUGGCCGACGCAGGAGAUGCCGACGACGCGGAAGGCGCCAGCUCCCAGGGCCGCUUGGAUCCCUCGCUGGGGCGCCGACCCUCGCUGCCACCCAUGCUGCGGAACGGCGAGGCCAUGGUCUCGGCCAUUCGGCACUUCGUUCAGGGCGUCGCAGGUGGCUUGGAGGAACCCUCCGGAUCUGGACUCGAUGGCAUCCAGCGGAAUAUUUUGGGCGCUGUGGCCAAUGGAGUUCAACGAGUCAUCCACAACACCGAGGGCCUUUGCGAAGAGGAUCGUCAUUGGGUCCAGCGCCAGGGCUCCAACAUCUCAGCCCUGGCAUCAGGUGGCAUCAACAUUUUGCGACAAUCUGGACCUUUGGUCAACUUCUUAGAACGCCACCUGGGGCAAAACUGGCAGAGCCAGCAAUCCGGGCUGGAUGUAGGCGUCAUUUCCAAGUGGCUAGAUGAACGGCAAAUUCCAGCGGACAGCGUUUCACCCGGGAGUGGCUGCCCCUUGGGCUUAAAGCCCAACGAAUCCUGGACCUGCAGCAUUUGCCUGGCCGGGUGUGAGGUUGCUCUGGAGCAUCAAGGUACAGCAGAUCAAGAAAUUUGCCUACUUUGUGACAGCGAUGGUCACAGCUGGCACGUCUUCCACAAGCUUUGUGCCAAAGAAUGGUUGCAACGUUCGGCCACCUGUCCUCUUUGCCGGCGAGACCUGCACAUCUCCUGAAAAAGCCGCCAGUUGCGCGCAACGCGGAGGGUGUGGAGGCUGUCUCGGAGCGCUGCCGAUCUCAUGGCAAUGACUUGCUA
This is a messenger RNA of Durusdinium trenchii, 1051 nucleotides long. NCBI's taxonomy places the organism in Eukaryota, Dinophyceae, Suessiales, Symbiodiniaceae. The record is from the annotation of a GenBank genome assembly.